GGAGAGAAGGGUUGAGAGUGUGAUGAUGAUAGAAAUAUUUAUAGGAAUAAAAUUGUUACUGCACUCCGAUACAGACACGCACUUGGGAGUCGGAGCCUCGUCCAAUAAUCGUCGCCGGCGUUCGGAAUAAGGAUGGCCAUGAGAGGAUUGUUCCGCGCCAUCACGCGCCAGUUAGAUCGAGCGUUCGAGGUCAAAGCCUACGAAGGGAUGGUUGGUACGAGAACCGGAGCCUACCGUGCGAAGCCCGAAAUCAUGAGUUUCCCUCUCACAAAGGUAUUCCUCGUCGUCGUUCCCGGGGUGACUAUCGGCGCAUCCCUAUCCAAAUAUAGCGCUGCUUUCCUGGAGGAACAUGACAUCUUCGUGCCUUCGGACGAUGAUGACGACUGAGAACCCCACCAUCCGCAGUCAAGUCUUCUUCCUCAUUGGGGCGCUCCGAACCCCCCGAGAAUCUCUCAGAGAUGAUCUCGCGUUAGUUUCCGAAAUUUACCCUUACCGGGAGUCCGCUGCGCCGUGGGUGUGGAUUAUUGGGAGCUGAUGACGAGACUACCGUCUAGUCACAUCGUUAAACUCACCGGAUUUUCCUGUGUAUUGAAGUUCUAGUCCUUGUUCGUUUUGUUCUCCGGUCGUGCUUGCCUUCCGAUUGUUGAGUGUCGGUGGGAGUCGUUCUGAGAUUCGUCAAUUUCAGCGAAUAAAUUGCUUAUUGAGCUCUACGAUGAAGCUUGAGUUGUACUUCCAC
Molecule: messenger RNA, 736 nt
Organism: Galendromus occidentalis (western predatory mite)
Lineage: Eukaryota; Metazoa; Arthropoda; Arachnida; Mesostigmata; Phytoseiidae
Product: Essential MCU regulator
Exons: 3
Coding region: 133-387 (84 amino acids)
Biological process (GO): mitochondrial calcium ion homeostasis; calcium import into the mitochondrion
Cellular component (GO): uniplex complex
Source: RefSeq, a predicted model, not a curated record